This is a messenger RNA of Symbiodinium necroappetens, 3342 nucleotides long. The record is from the annotation of a GenBank genome assembly. Lineage: Eukaryota; Dinophyceae; Suessiales; Symbiodiniaceae.
AUGCCACGAUCCCUGCCGGACACCUCCUCGUCGAGAGAUGAAAGCUACGACGCCACCGACAGUGAUGCCUUCACUGCUGCUGAAGUCAGUACUGACGACGAUGCUGCUAUGGAUCCUUCCAUGGGUGGUGCCACUGGAUCCACUGACAACAGGGAGGCUCCCGCCUUCGCAGGGCCCAUGCCUGAGCAUCCACCAAUGGCGUCCCCAGCAGUACCGAGCCUCCAGAUACCGGAAGCCUUCCCCGACUACCCAUCCUUCCUGGAAAAGAAUGCGGUCAUGGCUCUCAGAGAGCUAUGCUUUUUCUUCCUGGCUGGCCACCUCACCUUCCACCACGAGAACAAGCGUGUAUCCACGGCCAAAUAUGCAGCGCAACGACGUAGCCGCGGCAACCAGGACCCAGGCGAUCUGUAUGCCUAUGUCUACAUACAGUUGGAUGAAGUUCCAGCCGCACGCCUGGAUACGGCUUACCAAGCUUUGGCUGAGCUUUGGAAUAAGGGAGUUCCGGAGAACGAUGUGGCCUGGCUGGCCAGCGUGGGCUCCUUCGAGGAUCCUCCGAAGCAUGUAUGCCUCCUGCACAUGGACCGUAUGCUCAGACAAAGUUUGCGCCGGCACAUGGAUGCAGCAAGCGCGGACCACAUGGCGGGUUACAUGGUGGACUAUAUCCGGGGAUUGGAUUUAUUCUAUAUCCCCACCUUGCUGGCUCUCUUCCCACUGUUGGAUGACGAUGGACGAUUGGAGUUUCAGCAAUGGUUCCACAACUACCCGCACCGCCCAGCAAACUACGACCCACCUGCUGCUGUCGAUGUGGCAGUCGCUUUCUUCGUCGACGAGGCAGAAACGCACUGGCGAGGCCCGCUGGAAUACGUGACCGGCCGCUUUGCCGCGCUGCAUUGUGGUGAGACUAGGUAUGAGACACCUGCCUUUACUAGGAGAUACUGGCACAACCGCAAGCGCACUCGGAUCGCCUGUUUCAAGCUGCGUGGGCACGUGCCACCCGGCACCUGCCAGACCUACGCCGGCCUGCCACACCUGAGCACCGCUGCCAAUCUGUCACAGAAUUGUGGCGGCACUGCCAGCGUCUCCGCCGUCAGAAGCUGUCCCAGCGCUUGCAAGAAGCGGCGUAAGCUCCAGUUGCGUGCCUCGACUGGUAUGCCCCUUGACAUUGCCUCUGUCUCUGCCAUUCGCACUGCCGCCUCAUGUCGCGCCAUCACGACUGUGGAAUGGCAUGCGGCGGACUUGUGCUUGAUCCCGAAACCAUCCAAACCCAUGACAGGAGGAGUUCUUUUGUCCAUUGACCUCCGACAGGCGUUCGAUGUAAUGCCGAGAUCCAAGCUACAGGAAGCCAUGGACCUUGCCAAAGUAGACCCAGCAGCUCAACAUGUUAUACUGCAGCUUCAUGCCCACGCCAGCCUCCGCGUCACCCAUGGCUCCCAAGUAGCCAUGCUGGACACAGACAACGGCAUACGUCAGGGCUGUGCAUUUAGCCACAUCGCCUUUGUGCUUGACACCCUGGAAGCAUUUGGAAUGACUAUCAGCCCUGGCAAGUCGGCUGUCUUGAUUGGGGUUCGUGGGUCCAAGGUGGGAUCGAUACUUCAAAAGCACGUCUUUAAGGAUCCUAGAAAAGGCAAGUUUCUACAUUGCCCCACCCGCCAUGGCACCAUCCGCUUGCCUGUAGUUACUCAGCAUCCAUACCUUGGAGCGAUACUCAGCUACCAAUCUAUGGAGGCACUCACGCUCAAGGAACGCGUUCGUCAGUCUUGGAGUUCUUUUCAUCGCAUCCUGCCGGCCCUUCGCUCAAACAGCGUGGCCCUGCACAGCCGCAUUUCUGUCUGGCAGAGCUGUGUCUUCUCUACGCUGAUGCACGGCCUGGACAGCGUGGGCUUAGCUCCGGGUGGCUCGAUCCAACAGACACUCUGCGCCUCCGUGUACAGCGCCGCCUGUUACCUGUCGCGACAUGUCAAGUCUCAGCAUGCCGAAGCUUAUGUCUUUCGUGCUGCUGUGCUAAAGUGGCUCGACGACCGUAAGACGGCCAUCCUGUCGCCCUGCCAGUUCUGCGGAGCUGACUUUAAGGUCUUCUGCUCCGACUGUGCGCCUCUUAUGAACAGACUGCUACCGCUUCUGCUCCUGCAACUGUCGUUGAAGCACCUCCCACCUCAGGCCAUGGAGACCCACAUGAAGGAUGCACUUCGGAAGGAGAUGGCGGAGGUGGAAACCCAGGAGCUCAUGGGAGCUCAGGAACAGGCCAACCAUGAUGCAACGUUCAGCGGGGGCACUGGAGCCAUCUGCACCGAGCGAUCCCGGGCUGGCCAGCACCAGGGCGAGCACGCCAGUGGGAGAGGGUGCAGCGACAGAAGCAGCCCCGGACGGGCCGGAAGCCAUGAGACGCAGCGGGACAAGCGGACGGCGGAGAACGCAGCCCCAGCGGGCAAGGGCAACGGGGACCAGGAGAAGUGGCCCAGGCCCUCCGCCAAGGGAAGUGCCAGGACAUCCGACGAUGGUUGGCAGCGGGGUCACAGCUCCCAAGCACCCAGCCGGCGCCGAACGACCCAGGACAGGUCAUGGAGCAGCCGCGAGUGGCCGAACCGCCAGGACCGCCAGGACCGCCACGAUCGCUCGGACCGGAAAUGGAACUCCGACACAGACCGGGACAAGGAGCUGAUGAAUUUGUGCCUGAGCAUGGGCCGGCUCCUGCAACGACACGAGGACCAGUUCGGCAUCAACAGGGCCCAGGACAACUAUGUGAUGUUCGCUCAGUGCCAAGGUGUGCUUUCUAUGGUCCCGGAGCUCUACGUGGCAGCAGAGGCCUGGAAGACCAUGAAGAAGGAGACACCCGAGCUCCUGACGUUGCCCCUUCGGGCAUGGUUGCUGAAGCACUGGGUGGACCUCAUGCUCAAGCGGAUGGAAAUGAUUAUGACGAGCGAGGACACCAUCAAGCAGGCCAAGGAUAUGCUGAUCUUGGACGACCAGUGCAACGUUCCAUACUUGGAAUGGAACCGGAGCUCCCGCUCCCUGCAGAUCAAGAAGGACCGCGACCCUAUGACCCUCAGCCAGGUCCUGGAAGCUCUCAAGGCCAUGCAGCUCCUGGCCAUCCAGCCAUUGGUGGUGUUGCGCUUCCACGCGACACGCGAGCUGUGCCAAGAGAUGAAGUCGGAGGUGGUGCCGCUUAUGCUGCAAGUGGGCUCCCGAACGGCGGAGUGCCACCAGAUGUGGAAUCAUCUGCAGCGUUUAAGCCACAGCGCUGCCUGCCGAGUGACUGCAGUCUCCUUGCGCAGCGACCGGAUGGGACGUUCGGCCUUGGGAGUGGCGGUGCAGAAGAUCAUCGAAGAGAUGUACGGCGCUUAA